This is a messenger RNA of Varanus komodoensis (Komodo dragon), 5838 nucleotides long. RefSeq names its product zinc finger protein 397-like. The coding region runs from base 80 to 2680 and encodes 866 amino acids. The record is from RefSeq and is a predicted model, not a curated record. Gene Ontology annotation, molecular function: DNA-binding transcription factor activity, RNA polymerase II-specific; RNA polymerase II cis-regulatory region sequence-specific DNA binding. Gene Ontology annotation, cellular component: nucleus. Lineage: Eukaryota; Metazoa; Chordata; Lepidosauria; Squamata; Varanidae. The transcript is spliced from 2 exons. Gene Ontology annotation, biological process: regulation of transcription by RNA polymerase II.
GGAGAGCGCGCGCGCGAGUGGACAAGCGAGCGAGGAAGCGAGCGAGCGGAGCGAGGCUCUAGUCCCUGCGAUCGAGGAAAUGGCCGCGGCGCAUCAGGCGAAGGCAGCCCGGGUGGUGCUGAAGCAGGAGGUGGAUGCGGAGAUAAAGAUGGAGGAGCCAGACCCUGCGGGCCUGGCAGAAGAGGAGCGGGAAAGCGCCGCUCCCCCCAAAGCCAAGAGGAGCAGGGGCGAAGCUGGGCCGAAGGUGAAGGAGGAGCCCGUGGAGGAGGAGGCGGUGGCGCCGCCGCCUCCGGAGGAAGGGCCGUCGGGGAGCUGGGAUGCCCGCUUGCAGGAGUUCCUGAAGACGCUGCAGGCCCCCGGUGCAGAAGGGGAGAGCCCCCCGUUGCCUGCGCUUCGGCCGCCGUGGGACGGCCCGAAGGCCUCCCAGCAGGCGGCGGCGGCGGCGGCGGAUGCUGCCCACAAGUGGCCCCAGGGGCUGUGGGUGCCCCCGAUCCAGCCCCACCUCAUUGGGGAGGACGGGCAGGGCCGCGAGAUCCACCUGGAGUCGGUGCCCAGCGCGAAGGGGCAAGAAGGGAUUUUCGACGGUGGCGCGGCCAGCGUGGAGAAGCAGCGCCAGCGCUUUCGCUCGCUGCGCUACCAGGAGGCCAGCAGGCCCUGGGAGCUGUGCCGGCAGCUGCGGGAUCUGUGCCGCCAGUGGCUGAGGCCGGAGAGGCACACCAAGGAGCAGAUGCUGGAGCUGGUGACGCUGGAGCAGUUCCUGGCGCUCCUUCCCCCGGAGAUGCAGAGCUGGGUGAGGGCAAACAGGCCUGAAACCUGUGCCCAGGCUGUGACCCUGGCGGAGGGCUUCCUUCUGCAGCAGCGAGAGGCUAAAGGCUGGGACCCGCAGUCAACAACUGUGCGAGCGUAUACAGUGACCCCCAAGCAGAAGAAAGUUGAAAAGAAAGGCGGUAAGAAGAAGGAGAUGAUUACAGUGGAAGUUAAGAAGGAAAUGAUCAGGAAGUACGAACGAGGAAUGCGAGUGGCUGAAAUUGCAAGAUUUUAUAAGAAGUCUACAUCAACCAUUUGCACAAUAUUAAGGAAGAAAGAAGAAAUAAGGGAGCUAGAUGCAGCAAAGGGAGUCACGAGAAUAUCAAAGCAACGGCCAGGUGUUCUGGAAGAUGUAGAAAAGUUGCUUCUGGUUUGGAUAAAUGAGAAGCAACUUGCAGGUGAUACUCUGACUGAGAACAUUAUCUGCGAGAAGGCAAAAGCCUUGUACACCGACCUCGUAAGUAAACGGCCAGUUACAUCAACAGAAAACAAAGAGGUCUUCAAGGCAAGUAGGGGAUGGUUUGAUAACUUUAAGAGGAGAAGUGGCAUCCGUAGUGUUGUGAGGCGAGGAGAUGCUGCGAGUUCGGAUGCUAAGGCAGCUGAGGCAUUGGCUACCGAGUUCCAGAAGCUCAUGGUUUCCGAGUGUUACCUGCCGGAGCAAGUUUUUAACUGUGAUGAGACAGGGCUUUUUUGGAAAAAGAUGCCAAAGAGGACCUACAUUACAGAAGAAGAGAAUGCAAUGCCCGGUCCCAAGCCCAUGGAAGACCGUCUCACCCUCUUGUUCUGUGCUAAUGCCAGCGGGGAUUUCAAAGUCAAGCCCCUGCUCGUGUAUCAUUCGGAGAAUCCACGGGCCUUCAGGAAAUGCCAGGUACAGAAGAGCCAGUUAAGCGUUAUGUGGCGGUGCAACAGCAAGGCUUGGGUCACUCGUAUCUUGUUCAUUGAGUGGAUCAAUGAGGUCUUUGGUCCUGCGGUGAAGAAAUAUCUCUUAGAAAAGAAUCUGCCACUCAAAGCCUUGCUGGUUAUGGAUAAUGCUCCUGCUCAUCCUCCAGACCUUGAGGAUGACUUGCUGGAGGAAUUUGAGUUCAUUAAGGUCAAGUUCCUCCCUUCCAACGUCACUCCGAUCCUCCAGCCCAUGGAUCAGCAGGUCAUUUCGAACUUUAAAAAGCUUUACACCAAAGCACUAUUUCAGCAAUGCUUCGAGGUGACCGAAGGAACAAACCUUACCCUCCGAGAGUUUUGGAACAAUCAUUUCCACAUCAUGAACUGCCUCAAGAUCAUCGAUCAAGCCUGGAAUGGGGUCACCAAGAGAACUCUCAAUUCUGCUUGGAGAAAACUGUGGCCUGAUUGUGUUCCUGGGCAUGACAUGGAGGGGCUGGCUCACAAACAGGAGCCGCCAGUUGUCAAUGAAAUUGUGUCCCUGGGGAAGGCCAUGGGACUGGAGGUGGAUGAGGAUGACAUUCAAGAGCUGGUGGAGGAACAUGGCCAGGAGCUGACCACCGAUGAACUGAUGGAUCUGCAUCGCGAGCAACAGCAAGAGGUUAUGGAGGAGAGCUCGUCUACCGAGGAGGAGCAGCAGCAGAAAAAGGCGGAGGAAUCCCUCACUUCAAGUGAGAUUAGCGAGAUGUGUAAAAUGUGGGAAACGGUGCAAAGUUUUGUAGAAAAGCACCACCUGAAUAAGACUGUAGCGGUGCGAGCGAUGAAUCUCUUUAACGACAAUGCAAUGUCGCAUUUCUGCGAAAUCCUCAAAAGGAGGCAAAAGCAAGCGUCAUUGGAUAGGUUCCUUGUUGAAGUUGCACGAAAAGAAAAAGAUUCCACUGAGCCAGUAGAUAGCGGCGAUUCCGUUAGUGAUAGUAAAAGUCAUCCUACACAAUAACCCUCCUCUCCUGUCUCCCUCACACCAGCCACGCAGGUGUUCAAAGAUAAGUGCAGGUUAAUUUGUUUUAUUUUUCUUUAUGUUGUAUUUUCUUUAUUAUUUUGUAUUAUAUUACAGUAUUGUAAUCAUUUUUAUAUGAAUAUUUUUGGGUUGUGGAAUGAAUCAUCUGAGUUUGCAUUAUUUCUUCUGGGGAAAUGUGCUUUGAUAAUACAAGUGCUUUGGAUUACAAGCAUGUUUCCAGAACAAAUUACACUCGCAGACCAAGGUUUUACUGUAUUUGGAAAACAGUUUGGAGAAUGAAUUCUAUUCAGAGCCCCAUAGGAAAGUGUGAUCAUGCCUUAGCUGUCACUCUGUGCCAGUAACACUAGUAGAAAAGUGGUCAUUUUGUCACCUGCCCCCCCCAAAACUCCCCUAAGCAAGGCAAAUGCUGCAUAGGAGAAGCCUUUGUUGUGAUUGAAUGGUCCCCCUCCUCCUCAGAGGUUUGAAUCAGCAUGAGAAUGGCUUUCAGGUUUCAGCUAGUACAGGUAAUUUCAGAUUAAUCGAUCAUGAGGCUAUGCAGAACAAUUAAAUAUGCAUAACAAUGCUUGGCCUAUUGACCUUCAUUCUGCAUGACAGUGGUUUGGCCUACAAACUUUAAACCCUCAUAAAAAGGCUUUUUAAAUUUUAAUUCUGUUUGCUGGAGGUUUUAGCUCAGACUGUUGCCUUCCAAAAGAGACUAAGCUGGCCCGUAGUUAAUCUCCUUUUAUGCUUUUGUUUAGGAUAGAAAAAUAUCCCACCCAAUCAUUCUUAUGCAAAAUUGGGAACAGUUUGUUAGCCUGAGCAUGUUUUUGUUUAGCGAAAGAAAACUGUAAAAUUUAAUAGGUGGAAACUUGCAGACUUUUUUCCACAGACUCUGACAAUGUCCUUGAAAGAGUAGACUGCAGGUUCACUUACAUGUUUGGUACACAACAAUGUGAGCUGGGGGAGACCAGUUACCCCGGCAUGGGGGAAUGAUGGAUAUGUUUUGCCUGUUCCUACGUAGGUACGCGGGUAGACAUUUUCCUCCCUUUCAGUACAUGCUUAGUUGUGAAGGAUGGAAUCCUGGUUUGCGUAAGAAGUGAUGUGUGCUGAGCACACAGAGCUGCUCCUGAUUGCCAGGUGCAUGGUAUACCAGCUGAAGCUCUCUUCCCCCACCUGGUGCUACUGGAAGGUUAGCAGGUUGCGGGAGGCCAGACCUCACGGCAUUCGGUGCUAGUGUCAGCUUCUGGUAAGUGUGGUGUGGAGAAAGUGGACGCUUGUUCUCCUUCUCCCGUAAUAGUAGAACCCAGGACAGCCAAAAAGGACUUCUUCCCGCAGCACAAAGCUGUGGGACUCGUUGCACGUGUGAUAAUGGCUCCCAGUGUGGACAGCUUUAAAAGGGGAUCGGUCAGAUUCGCAGAGGAGAAGGCUGCCGGGGGCUGCCAGUCUUGGUGGCUUUGUGCUCCCUCCCGUAUCAGGCACUUUGCCCAAGUACACCCGUUGCUGUUGCACUCAUGUCCUGCUUGUGGGUCCCCUGAGCAGCAGGUUGGCCCCUGUGAACCGAAUGCUGGACUAGAUAAAUCUUUGGUCUGAUCCAGUCUACCUCUUCUCGUGUUCUUAAGCAUUGGUAAAUUCUGUCCAUUGAAAAAUGCCUGUAAAAGCGUGAAAUAAAAGAAAUAUAUACAGUACUUAAGGCUGGAAUUCUAUGCCUAUUUAUCUUCCUUUUAAUUCAGCCAGGCUUACUCUGAGCAAACGUACGGAAACCAGGGCAAUAAGAGAUUCUGUGUGUGCAUGUGUUUAUGUGUAUGGGAGAGAAUGUGGUAAAUUUGCUUUAAGUUGGCGAUUACAACAGAGCAAACCAUGAAUGGAAAUGGAGCAUAACCCAUCGGAAUGGGCUGUGUACUACAAUUACCCUUAGGGAUAUACAGCAAAUGCCCCCCUCCCUUUCUGGAGAGCGAGCAUUUGAAAACAGGGAUGUGUCCUUACUUAGGGCGUCUCAAUUGUACAAUAUCCUUUGCAAGCAUCCUUUGUUUGGGGUCUAUUUUUAUCACCCUUCAGUGCAAAAACUGCUUUGGGUUCUGCUAUAAAUUUGGGGGAGUAAUUAUGAACUUGUUUUAAGAUGCAGGAAAUAUGCGCCUCCCCAGAUGAUGGGAAUUGCGGGGUAACAGCUUUAAGCAUUGACUGUGUUGGCUACGGGCUGGCGCGAAUUGGCACCCAGAAACGUAAGAGAGGGCUUCCUGUUCGCCAUUCCUGCUCUAAAUUCAGGGAUCAGCUGAAAGUAGAUCUCCAGAUGCUUUGAACAUCAGCUCCCAUCAUUCCAAGUUCCUUGGGGCUGAUGGAUCUCCAAAACAUCUGGAAAUUUCCCUUUGCCCCCUGAGGAGUAUAUUUCUCUUUGGUUCCCAGUUCAAAUCCCAAAUAAGCCAUUCCAGGUGAGUAGGAUGGCCGUUGCUUUUGGAGGGUCUGUAGCUAGUGGCACAGUACCUCUUUCGCAUGCAGAAGGUCAAAUGCCUCAACUGCACGUGGAUUCAACCCCUGGCAUCUUCAGGUUAAAAGUAUCGGCAGGGGAUGGAAAGAGCUUUCUCUGCAGGAGGCCUGAGAGAGCUCUGCUAAUCAGACAAAUAGACUAACCUGAUGGAAGGUGGAUUCCUAUGCUGCAUUUUUAAUCCUUGUGAGAUGCUGUACUCCUAGAGUCCCUAGACAGAAUCUGGGGUGGCCUUCUCAGAUCUGAGGUUGGAGACAGCGCUCCAAUCUUGGAGUUAGGAAUUGGAGCGCCUGCCCUGCCCCUCGCAGCCUCUGGAAAGCAACCUCAGAGAGAGGGAUGAUGGGGCAUCUUGAGGAGCGGGGAAGAGGCAGCAGAGGGCAGGAAAUUGGCUGUCCUGAUGCCUUUCCAACCUCCUGUCUUCCUGCUCUGAGAUGUUCCAGCUAAAGGAGCAAAAAGGCCCAUCUAGUGCAAAAUGCCCCCUUUUCUGCUUUACACUGAAGGACAGCAAACCUCCACUUUGGGAGGGCCAUGAUAGGACUGCACUCUUACUUCCUUUGAGUGAAAUGUGGCAGAUACAAGUCCUUGUCCUAAGCAAAGGAAUCACCUUCAUCACGUACCCUCUCAGCACACGCUUUGCUUGCCUCGUGACUCCAUUUUGAUACGAUUUCACCCGGCCCUG